GCGAGUGGGGUCGGCUUAUCAUGGCGGAUCGGACAGCUCCCAGCUGCCAGCUCCGGCUGGAGUGGGUGUACGGGUACCGGGGUCACCAGUGCCGCAACAACCUGUACUACACGGCCGGCAAGGAGGUGGUCUACUUUGUGGCUGGGGUCGGGGUGGUUUACAACACCCGCGAGCACAGCCAAAAAUUCUUCUUGGGACACAACGACGACAUUAUCAGCCUUGCCUUACACCCAGAUAAAACUCUUGUUGCAACUGGCCAAGUUGGGAAGGAGCCAUAUAUAUGUAUAUGGGAUUCCUAUAAUGUCCAGACUGUGUCUAUUCUUAAAGAUGUCCAUACACAUGGAGUUGCCUGCCUGGCUUUCGACUCAGAUGGACAGCGUUUAGCCUCUGUGGGAUUGGAUGCCAAAAACACAGUCUGCAUUUGGGACUGGAGGAAGGGAAAACUUCUGGCCUCAGCCACCGGCCACUCUGAUCGGAUUUUUGAUAUUUCCUGGGAUCCAUAUCAGCCAAACAGAGUGGUUAGCUGUGGAGUAAAACAUAUAAAGUUUUGGACUCUAUGUGGAAAUGCCCUGACUGCAAAAAGAGGGAUAUUUGGCAAAACAGGGGAUCUUCAGACCAUCCUUUGCCUUGCAUGUGCCAAAGAAGAUAUCACCUACUCUGGUGCUUUAAAUGGCGACAUCUACGUCUGGAAAGGGCUCAAUUUAGUUCGCACCAUUCAAGGAGCACAUAGUGCUGGAAUCUUUAGCAUGUAUGCUUGCGAAGAAGGCUUUGCCACUGGCGGACGAGAUGGGUGUAUACGAUUAUGGGACACUGAUUUCAAACCAAUAACCAAAAUUGAUCUCAGGGAGACAGAACAAGGAUAUAAAGGCCUCUCUAUCCGGAGUGUGUGCUGGAAAGCAGACCGCCUUUUAGCAGGGACCCAGGACAGUGAGAUAUUUGAAGUGAUCGUGCGAGAACGAGACAAGCCGAUGCUGAUCCUGCAAGGCCACUGUGAGGGGGAACUCUGGGCUCUGGCCCUGCACCCCAAGAAGCCACUGGCUGUGACAGGCAGUGAUGACCGCUCUGUCAGGCUGUGGAGCCUGGCUGACCAUGCCUUGAUUGCCCGCUGUAACAUGGAGGAAGCAGUUCGCAGCGUCGCUUUCAGCCCCGAUGGAUCUCAGUUGGCCCUGGGCAUGAAGGAUGGCUCUUUCAUUGUUCUCCGAGUUAGAGAUAUGACAGAAGUGGUUCAUAUCAAAGAUCGAAAAGAAGUCAUUCAUGAAAUGAAAUUUUCUCCAGAUGGUUCUUAUCUCGCAGUGGGGUCCAAUGAUGGCCCGGUAGACGUCUACGCUGUUGCCCAGCGGUAUAAGAAAAUUGGAGAAUGCAACAAGUCCCUUAGUUUCAUUACGCACAUUGACUGGUCUCUGGAUAGUAAAUACUUGCAAACUAAUGAUGGCGCAGGAGAACGACUGUUCUACAAAAUGCCGUCUGGAAAGCCUUUAACAAGUAAAGAAGAAAUCAAAGGGGUUCCCUGGGCCUCCUGGACAUGUGUGAAAGGUCCAGAAGUGAGUGGAAUUUGGCCAAAAUACACUGAUGUCACUGACAUCAACUCAGUGGAUGCAAAUUACAACAGCUCAGUGUUGGUGUCUGGAGAUGAUUUCGGACUGGUGAAGUUGUUUAAAUUUCCUUGUCUCAAGAAAGGAGCCAAAUUUAGAAAGUAUGUGGGCCAUUCUGCACAUGUCACAAACGUCCGAUGGUCUCAUGACUUUCAGUGGGUGUUGAGCACAGGAGGGGCUGACCACUCGCUUUUCCAGUGGAGAUUUAUUCCAGAAGGUGUCAGCAACGGCCUGCUGGAAACUGCACCCCAGGAAGGUGGCACUGAUUCCUACAGUGAAGAAUCUGACUCAGAUUUAUCCGAUGUGCCAGAGUUGGACUCUGAUAUUGAGCAAGAAACUCAAAUCAAUUAUGAUCGCCAGGUUUACAAAGAAGAUCUACCUCAGCUAAAGCAACAAAGUAAAGAGAAAAACCAUGCAGUGCCCUUCCUUAAGCGAGAAAAGGCUCCUGAGGACAGCUUGAAACUCCAGUUCAUACACGGUUAUAGAGGCUAUGACUGUAGAAACAAUCUGUUCUACACACAAGCUGGAGAAGUGGUCUACCACAUUGCUGCAGUUGCUGUUGUGUACAACAGGCAGCAGCACUCCCAGAGGCUGUACCUGGGGCACGAUGAUGACAUUCUCAGCCUGACCAUCCACCCAGUGAAGGACUAUGUGGCUACUGGGCAGGUUGGAAGAGAUGCUGCUGUUCAUGUGUGGGACACACAAACUCUAAAAUGUUUGUCACUCUUGAAAGGACAACAUCAGAGAGGAGUGUGUGCACUUGAUUUUUCAGCCGAUGGAAAAUGUCUGGUGUCGGUUGGUUUAGACGAUUUUCACAGUAUUGUAUUUUGGGACUGGAAAAAGGGAGAAAAGAUAGCCACAACAAGAGGACAUAAGGAUAAGAUAUUUGUGGUGAAGUGUAACCCUCACCAUGUGGACAAACUGGUUACGGUUGGGAUGAAGCACAUCAAAUUCUGGCAACAAGCAGGUGGGGGCUUCACCUCUAAAAGAGGAAUUUUUGGAAGUGUUGGAAAACUGGAAACAAUGAUGUGUGUUUCUUAUGGACGAAUGGAAGAUCUAGUAUUCUCAGGAGCAGCUACUGGAGAUAUUUUUAUUUGGAAAGACAUUCUGCUACUAAAGACAGUGAAAGCUCAUGAUGGGCCUGUGUUUGCUAUGUACGCGUUGGAUAAGGGUUUUGUAACAGGUGGAAAGGAUGGAAUCGUGGAGCUCUGGGAUGAUAUGUUUGAAAGAUGCUUGAAGACUUAUGCCAUUAAAAGAGCAGCAUUGUCUACUAGUUCAAAAGGCUUGCUUUUGGAAGAUAACCCUUCAAUUCGUGCCAUCACUUUGGGACAUGGACAUAUCCUGGUGGGAACAAAAAAUGGAGAGAUCCUGGAAAUCGAUAAAAGUGGCCCAAUGACACUGCUUGUUCAGGGGCACAUGGAAGGAGAAGUGUGGGGGCUGGCGGCUCACCCUCUCCUGCCCAUCUGUGCAACAGUGAGCGAUGAUAAAACGCUUCGCAUCUGGGAAUUAUCCUCCCAGCACCGCAUGCUGGCAGUACGGAAACUCAAAAAAGGUGGAAGAUGCUGUGCCUUCUCCCCUGAUGGGAAAGCCUUAGCAGUUGGCCUGAAUGAUGGGAGUUUCCUGGUUGUAAAUGCUGACACUGUUGAAGACAUGGUCUCCUUCCAUCACAGAAAAGAAAUGAUCUCUGAUAUUAAAUUUUCAAAAGAUACAGGAAAAUACCUUGCUGUGGCAUCCCAUGAUAACUUUGUGGAUAUUUACAACGUGCUUACAAGCAAAAGGGUUGGCAUCUGUAAAGGUGCUUCAAGUUAUAUCACACAUAUUGACUGGGACUCUAGAGGAAAAUUAUUACAAGUAAAUUCGGGUGCCAAAGAACAACUCUUUUUUGAAGCUCCAAGAGGCAAACGGCAUAUAAUAAGACCCUCGGAGAUUGAGAAGAUAGAGUGGGACACGUGGACCUGUGUCCUGGGGCCCACCUGUGAGGGAAUCUGGCCAGCACAUAGCGAUGUGACUGAUGUAAAUGCUGCCAGUCUUACCAAAGACUGUUCCCUCUUAGCCACUGGAGAUGAUUUUGGUUUCGUUAAGCUUUUUUCAUAUCCUGUCAAGGGCCAGCACGCAAGAUUCAAGAAGUAUGUAGGGCACAGUGCACAUGUCACCAAUGUGAGAUGGCUGCACAAUGACUCUGUGCUGCUCACGGUUGGCGGCGCUGACACAGCCUUGAUGAUCUGGACAAGGGAGUUUGUGGGGACCCAGGAGAGUAAGUUGGUGGACAGUGAGGAAUCGGACACCGACGUGGAAGAGGAUGGAGGCUAUGACAGUGAUGUUGCUAGAGAAAAGGCCAUUGAUUACACCACCAAGAUCUAUGCUGUGAGCAUCAGGGAAAUGGAAGGCACCAAACCACACCAGCAGAUGAAAGAAGUUUCGAUGGAAGAAAGACCACCUGUUAGCAGAGCAGCUCCCCAGCCUGAGAAACUCCAGAAGAACAAUAUCACCAAAAAAAAGAAACUGGUUGAGGAGCUGGCUCUCGACCACGUGUUCGGCUACAGAGGCUUCGACUGUCGCAAUAACCUGCAUUACCUGAAUGACGGCGCCGACAUCAUCUUCCACACAGCAGCGGCUGGCGUUGUUCAGAACCUGUCCACAGGGAGCCAGAGCUUCUACCUGGAGCACACAGAUGACAUCCUCUGCCUCACCGUGAACCAGCACCCCAAGUACAGAAACGUGGUGGCCACCAGCCAGAUAGGUGAUAUGACGGAGACCCCAGGAACAACACCUUCAAUCCACAUAUGGGACGCCAUGACCAAACACACCCUCUCCAUGCUGCGGUGCUUCCACACGAAGGGGGUGAAUUAUAUCAACUUCAGUGCAACCGGAAAGCUCCUGGUGUCAGUGGGCGUGGACCCUGAGCACACCAUCACCGUCUGGCGUUGGCAGGAAGGUGCCAAGGUUGCCAGCCGAGGGGGUCACCUGGAACGCAUAUUUGUGGUGGAAUUUCGUCCCGACUCAGACACGCAGUUUGUGUCUGUUGGGGUCAAACAUAUGAAGUUCUGGACCCUGGCAGGCAGCGCCCUGCUUUACAAGAAAGGGGUCAUCGGGUCCAUGGAGGCUGCCAAGAUGCAGACGAUGCUCUCCGUGGCCUUCGGUGCUAACAACCUCACUUUCACGGGUGCCAUCAAUGGAGACGUCUACGUGUGGAAGGACCACUUCCUCAUCCGACUGGUGGCCAAGGCGCACACAGGCCCCGUCUUCACCAUGUACACGACCCUUCGGGAUGGACUCAUAGUGACCGGCGGAAAAGAGCGGCCGACCAAAGAAGGAGGUGCUGUAAAAUUGUGGGACCAGGAAAUGAAGCGCUGCCGGGCCUUCCAGCUGGAGACGGGACAGCUGGUGGAGUGCGUGCGCUCCGUGUGCCGCGGCAAAGGAAAAAUUUUAGUGGGAACCAAAGAUGGAGAAAUAAUUGAAGUUGGUGAAAAAAAUGCUGCUUCCAACAUCCUGAUUGAUGGACACAUGGAAGGGGAGAUCUGGGGCCUGGCCACACACCCCUCCAAGGACAUCUUCAUCUCUGCCAGUAACGAUGGCACAGCCCGCAUCUGGGACCUGGCUGACAAGAAGCUGCUAAACAAGGUGAACCUGGGCCACGCGGCCAGGUGUGCAGCCUACAGCCCUGACGGGGAGAUGGUGGCCAUUGGCAUGAAGAAUGGAGAGUUUGUCAUCUUGUUGGUGAACAGCCUGAAAGUGUGGGGGAAGAAACGAGACCGGAAAUCUGCUAUCCAAGAUAUCAGAAUCAGCCCAGACAGCAGAUUCUUAGCCGUUGGUUCUUCUGAACACACAGUUGACUUCUAUGACCUCACUCAGGGCACGAGCCUGAAUCGCAUUGGCUACUGCAAAGAUAUCCCAAGCUUCGUCGUUCAGAUGGAUUUUUCCGCAGAUGGCAAAUACAUCCAGGUGUCAACAGGAGCCUACAAGCGCCAGGUGCAUGAGGUCCCCCUGGGGAAGCAGGUAACAGAAGCCGUGGUCAUUGAGAAGAUCACCUGGGCCUCCUGGACAAGCAUUCUGGGAGAUGAAGUCAUUGGCAUCUGGCCGAGAAAUGCAGACAAGGCUGAUGUCAACUGCGCAUGUGUGACCCAUGCUGGCCUCAACAUUGUCACAGGAGAUGACUUUGGGCUGGUGAAGCUCUUUGAUUUUCCAUGCACAGAAAAAUUUGCCAAACACAAGCGUUACUUUGGUCACUCGGCUCAUGUGACGAACAUCCGUUUCUCUCAUGAUGACAAGUAUGUGGUCAGCACUGGAGGAGACGACUGCAGUGUAUUUGUGUGGCGAUGUCUGUAAAUGCCAGAAACCUCUUCCUUUAUUGCUGCUGCUGCUACUACCCAGCAACUGCAGAGGCAGUGAUGAGGCACCUCCUCCCCCCCGGCUGCUGGGAAAUGCCUACAAUGCUGCGGGCCGCACAAGCUGGAAGUGCGAGUGAGGUGGUGUGACUGCCCCCGUCAUCUGGAAUCUCCAAAACUGAGACCAAGGAAGGUCAGUUCUAACAUGUUAAGACUGCUUCCCUAUGUUCCCGAGACUACACACUAUACAUACUAACUACAUUGACGAAAAAUCCUGAUAAUGUAGCCCACUGACAAAAUUUAAAGCCUGUUACCCUAACCAAUAUGUAGCUUUUCAUUUGCAUCGAAACUUUUACAAAAGAUGUUUUGCUAUGUUUCUAUAUACUUUAAAAAUGUUCGUUUUUACAAAUAAGUUGAACAAGACAGCUUAAGUUAGAUGCACCGAAGUACCAGAAAUAUUGAUAGCCUCUGUUCUCCACAUUUAGCUUUCAAAACCAAAUGAGCCACGUAUGAACAAGUUGAGAAACUUAAUUUUUUAAAGCUUCAUUUGCAGAGUUUUAUAUUCAUUAAGUGCCUUUGCAAGUUUCCCGUUGUGUGGGCUGUUGUCUCACCUCCCACAGAUUAUCUCUUUUCUACAUAUGGUGCUAACACCUCAACGCUGAGGACGGCUACAGACCCUGAGCAGAUUCCUGGUCUGUCACCCAUGUCAUGUGUUUAUGUCAAGGCUUCCUAAAUGAAACACAUCAGUUACCAACUUAGGAAAUAGUGGCUAUGGGAAGGUGAGCAGCAAAGAAACGUAAAUUCAGGAGGGACGGGGUAGAAUGGGUUUUCAAUACGUUUAGUGCCAAACCCACAAAAUCCAAAAUAGAAUUCAAAUAAAAUAAACCUCUACUACAACGUGGAAGUGAAAAAAGCUCAAGCUGGUCCAGGAAGAUGAGCUGAUUUAUCUUGUUAAAUUGAAAAUGGUAAUGAACGUGGUGACCUGAGGCUGCACUGGGUUUACCAUUCCCAGAGUAGGGUUGGCUUGACCCCACGGAUUUGCUUCAGGUGAACUAUGUAGGUUAAGUCCAGAUUUAAAAAAAAAAAAAUUCUCUGCAAAACAAAUUUCUUGGCUCAAGCAAUAUUUGAUAAAUCAAGAUUAUAAAACAAAAUAAUCUAGCUUAGAGUUCCUCAGAGUUGGUUGGUUGGAUAAAAGAAUGUGACUUGGAAAAUAGUAACCGGAAGACAUCCCUGAACCACCUCAAUCACACUUUAUACUCAGUCCACCACUGACCACAGUAGAGGGCUGACGACACACACUGAAGGGAAGGCUGGAGAGGGACUGGGGGCUCUGAGCAUAUAUAUGCCAAUUAGUCCUUCUGGUUAGUGAAUUAGAAUUCUGGCUCUGAAGUACUGGCUAUUUGCAGUUGUCAGUUUAGAGAAAAGGAGAAAUGAAGCAUUUUCAAUUAAAUAGAUUAAUAUUCACCACAGAAGUGCUUCAGCAUUCUAAAUGGAUUAGAUCACUCAUUAAGCUAUUUUUAUAUGCCAAUUUAUUAAUGCCUUACAUUAAUCCAAUGAUAGGUUGUUGGGCCCACAGUUAGAGUCCCUAUGCAGUCCUAAUUCUGUUUUCUGUAACCAUGUGACUGGUGAUGCUGAGUUGAUAACCAUGUCUGCCUAUAUUGUACCACUGACCUUUCAUACUGACUGGAUCUUGCAUUGAAAUAACCAUGUGGAAGAACACUGAGUUGAUCAAUGAUGAUAUGUACAACUAUAUUUAAAGAGCAAUAGUGUCUAUGUGUCAAGAAAACUUCUUAAAUCUUAUUUGUAAACAACAUUUAUAUGGUAUGAGUUUAUGUUCAUAAAUCCUGCACUGUAUUCCACUAUAUGUUAAGAUAUUGGUGCAUGAAUUUAUUUUCAAAGUAUGAAAAAUACAUAAUUUAAAAACAUUUUGGUAUGUGUCAAAUAAAUUUGAUUAUGUAAACAUGUCCUUUUGUUUUCAAAGUAAACACAGCUGCACCACGAGCUGAAACCCUUUCUAAAAGUACAAGCGUCCACCCACCGGUCAAAGCAAAGACUAUCCUUUGUGUAUACUUUUAAUCUGCAGUUUCAUGAAACCAAAAUACCAAACAUAUUUUAAGUCUAUAAGCUUUAUUGAUACUUUGCUUUUACAGUUCACAAUGCAUUCCACAGAUUUAGUUCAGUACAGCUUAAACCACAAUUGUAUAAAUCUUCAUUUUAUGAUUUCUUGCAUAACAAUGUUUGAUAUUUGCAAACAACGUUUUUGGAAGCAUUAGAUUCAGUCCACAGAGUCAGAGUUUGUGACAAAAUUAACUAUAGCAAGUCUGUGCGAUGCAGUCGACGUGAAGAGUUCUAUGUGCAUGGCGUCGGUUCACGUUGAAAACAGAUGGUAGUGCACCUAGAAAUAUAUUUUCUUUUUCUAGCUUAUGUGCUUUGGAACUACACACGUACAACCAAAGACUCUCUGAAAGAUCAAGCACUGUGGGGCAGCUGGAAGGUAAAGGUCUCUAAGCUUUGUGAAACACUAUAUAUAGAUAUAUAUAUAAUCUAUAUUUACUUAUAUUGGCAAUUAAUAUAACAGUAAAAUUCACAAUACACCUAGAACAUACCAGAAAGGCAAGUUUUUUCACUUCUGCUUUAGUG
This is a messenger RNA of Equus caballus (horse), 8557 nucleotides long. It is a transcript of the gene EML6, whose product is annotated as EMAP like 6. The record is from RefSeq and is a predicted model, not a curated record. Lineage: Eukaryota; Metazoa; Chordata; Mammalia; Perissodactyla; Equidae. Gene Ontology annotation, molecular function: microtubule binding.